This is a messenger RNA of Prorocentrum cordatum, 686 nucleotides long. NCBI's taxonomy places the organism in Eukaryota, Dinophyceae, Prorocentrales, Prorocentraceae. The record is from the annotation of a GenBank genome assembly.
CCAGACGGCGACCCUGCCUCGAAGGGGCUGUCCAAGACGACCACCACCAUGAGCAUGGUGUUCUUCGCGGCGGCCUGCUGCGUGAUGUUCGGGGCGUGCCUGGCGGGGAUCUUCCUGCUGCUCGAGGGCGACAUCGUGGAGUUUCUGAUGAUGUUCUAUCUGCUCAUCUUCGGUACCAUGAUGGCAAUCCUCGACACGCCCUUCUUCAAGCAGAUACAGGCAACCAGGUACCUCAAGAUGUACAUCGGCAAGUACAUCAACAUCCUGAUGCGGGUCACCGGCAAGGGCGUGGCAUUUGUGUUCCUCGCCUGCACGCUCUCCACGGGCAUCUGGAAUCCGGACUGGAACGCGAAGGAGCACAACACCUUCCUGAGAGUCAUGGGGUGCCUGCUAUGCCCGGUGCCGUUCUUCGUGGGGCUGGCGGCCAUCGUGGUCGGUGCGGUGAAGAGCAAGAAGCUCAAGGGCGCGCAAGACCAGCUGAGGGAGAUCGACAGCACGGCAGGGGGCAGCCUUGAGCAGCGGAUUGACCAGUGGGCCAUGACGUACCGCGGGGAGCGCUGCGCCCUGACGCCGCUGGAGUUCAACAAGCUCUGCGAUGACACGGCGCACAUCAAGUUCGAGGAUCCUGACCUGAAGCUGAUAUUCGACGCGCUCGUCAGCAACCCCAAGUGGAGGCCGCUUCGGGG